Messenger RNA from Puntigrus tetrazona (Sumatra barb), 7911 nucleotides. It is a transcript of the gene larp4b, whose product is annotated as La ribonucleoprotein 4B. Gene Ontology annotation, cellular component: cytosol; cytoplasmic stress granule. Bases 231 to 5891 code for a protein of 1886 amino acids. Gene Ontology annotation, molecular function: mRNA 3'-UTR binding. The transcript is spliced from 16 exons. Gene Ontology annotation, biological process: positive regulation of translation. The record is from RefSeq and is a predicted model, not a curated record. Lineage: Eukaryota; Metazoa; Chordata; Actinopteri; Cypriniformes; Cyprinidae.
CAAUGCAAGUGCAGCCUUCAUUGAAGCACCAAUCAUUGAAGAGAGUUCGCAUUUGAGUGAUGGGCCCAUGUGAGUCAGCUGUAUAAUUUUAAAUGUGCUAUUUUGGGUCUGGGGAGGGGGUAAGCAGCCAUAGCGUGUGCCUCUUUCUCUCUUUCCCUCUCCGAGGAGCUUGUGAGAGGAGCUAGUUUUUGUUCACCGGUUUGCAUAGACGUCCUUUGAUAAAUUAAAAUAUGGGGUGUUGCUUCAGCAAAGAACUGAACCCUAACCUGGUCAGCGAGAGAACAAGUCUUCUUCAGGCAGCCAUUCCUGAGGGCUCCACAGUGAAAGACGUCAAAGGCUGCGCAUGGUCUGUUGCCGAUCUGGAUGGUGUGAAGCCUUCUGAAAAUGGGAACGUGAACGCUGCUUUAGAUAUCAGUUGUAAUGUGUCCUCCGCAAACUUGUCAGCAGGCCUCAACCUCAUUGAAGAGGGCGGUAGUAGUGUACAGGAUGGAAUGGCAUUUUGGGAUCCACCUGUCGGCGAUCCACCCAUUCACGAAGCUAUGGUCCAGAAAGGAAAUGCCAGUCAAAUGGGGAGAGACGAUAGAGACAAUUGCCAAAUUAAGGAACCUGACACAUUGGAUUCUGUGAAACGAAGAAUAGCUGAAAAUGCCAUAAGGAGAGCAAAAUGGUUUUGUGAUGGUCCAAAAAAUUCCACAGAAUUAACUAGAGAUGGCAAGAGUGAAAACACCACCUCUGGAGGAAACACCCUGGGCAUUAGUCAGUCGUGUGUUUUAAAGGAUCAACAUUCUGGUUUCUCUGUUAUUGCAAAAGAGGAACAAGUUAAGACCCUGUGGGAUGUUCAGUCAAGACCUUCGUUCACUUCAAAGCAUGCCACACUUCCAUUCAAUAAAUACUCUAGGAGCUCAAUAAAUCUGGAUGACUCUGAAGAUGGAAAUUCUGGACCGUUGAUCACUGACCGGGGCUUUAAAAAAGAACAGAGUUUCUACAGCAUCUGCUUGAUUGAUUUAGAGGAUCUCGGGAGCGAGUGUGGGCACCAGCCUGUGACAGAAGCUGACGCAGUCAGGUACACAAGUGCUCCAGCUGUCUCUGAAAAGGCUUUGUUUGAUAAUUCAUUACUACCGAAAGACUGCAAAAUAUCGGGUACAGAACCUUUACAUAAAUUUACAGCAGCAAAACAGAUAGAAAAAGGUUCCUCAGAGACCGGGUCUUUGACAAGUCUACCUGUAAAUUUAGCACUUCCAAAUGAAGAACAUACCCUCCCAGAUCUUCUGAAACCAUUUCCUGCUCAAGAAAAUGAAAAGUCUUUAUGUGAAAAUUUUGUUUCUACUCUUUGUACAGAGAACACUCUUUCUCCCUUUAUUGCUGUAGAGGACAUUAAUCAACUCUCCCCAGAUCUGCUGGCACAAAAUGGACAGAUGUCUGUGUUGAAGUCAAGUACAGAUACCGCGUUGCCACAGGGGGAACCUGCUGACCUACUUAAUGACCAUGAUCUUUAUAGUAGCUCUCGUUACAAGGCCACAGAUCUGGAGAGUGGUUCUGAGCUCAACAGACAUAACACUGUGUUUGAAGAAUCUAUGUUGAAAUCUGCUCAGCAAGAUCUAAAUGGUCCUUCGGAUGAAUUAGAACGGGAAAAUCAAUGCAGAAAUGAUGAUAGAGAAUCAAUUAACCUAAGGAUGGAGAACAAACCAAUUGUGUCAGAUAAGGUUGAGUCCUUCAUUUCUUCUCUUGGAAACACAUCAGAUAGAUGCUCAAACCUUAACGUAGUUAUCAUGGAGUCAGAUCAAUGUAUUUCCAGGAAAACCAAGACAGAGAAAGUUCUUAAAGAAAUGCCUCAGGCUUUCACAGCUGUCAGCACAUCUUCAUCAGAAAAGUUAGUUGAGACGGAGGACCAAGGAUUUUCUUGUAAGAAAACCUCUGAAGACAUUGAAAAUGUAAGGUUUUGCUCUAAGACCCCACUGACUUCUGAUAAAGGAGACAACUUGCCAAAAUCACCUUCCUUUGGUAGAGUUGGAGUUGAACCAAGGCAAAUAGCAACACUGGAGGAGGUCAUUCUGAAUCCUUGCCAGUGCAGUAAAUUGCAAAGUGAAGGGCAUACAAAUGAAUCUGACAUGUUCAAGGUUGCUGGUGUGCUUCGGAGAUUGAGCAGUCCAUCUCAUGCAGAAGAUAUUUGUUUAGAUUUCACUUGUAAUGCAAAAGAAGACAAGUUGGACAUGACUCCGCGUACACACGUUUACCCUUGUGGUGUUUUCCCCACUGACCAGACAAAGAUUGUGUCAGAAUCUUGUGACAGUCCAAACUGGGAACAGAAUGUAGAACCAAAUGCAAAUUUUGCAAAUGCUGAACCAUGUGACAUAAGUCCAUCUCUGCUUCCUACAAAUGCCUUUGUGAAUUUUGAGCACCUGAUGGAAGUCACUGGUAAAUCUGAAGAAGCUGAUUAUCACAGUGAAAGUUCUUCUAGUUCACAAACUCUUCACUUAAACUCUGUACCUGUACCCAGUUCCGAUUCUCCUGUUGAGGAAGAUCUCGUGCAGAUCAAUACCACCUGGUUUGUAAACACAUCACACAAUGGUGUCUGUAAUAAAGGACAUCCAGAAAGUGUGGCCGUGAGUUAUUUAAUACAGGUGGGAUUGGGAAGUGAACUGCCAGCAGCAGCACAUGAACAAGUCAUGGACAAUGAAAUAGGAGAGACUUGUUUACAGCAUGAGAAGACGCAUAUUGCCAGCAAAUGCUUCAGCGAGGAUGAACAGAAGGCACUGGCUGAGAUUUGUUUGUGUGCAGAUGAUGGUGAAACCGAAAUGUCAAAACUUGAACCACGGGGACUCGUACCGACUUUAGAGCUGCAUAAUUGCCUAAAUUAUGGGAAUAACAACAAUGAUGAUUUGACAUCUGUUUGUUCUGUUAGCAGUAAUGUACAAACACUUUCUCAACCAGCAUGCCAACCUGAAAUAUUUGAGACAAUUGAUUGCACUUCAUUGUCAAUAAAUUGCACAAGGGAAAGCACUUGCCACGAUCUGGUCUCAGAGAAUCCAGCCAGUGACACUCAGAGUUCUUUAGUUACAUCCAUUCAGGAGCAUGAAGACCUUCAUGACAUGAGGGAAAUCAGAGGAGAUGUUGUUGACUGCAGCAUUCCUCUUGUGAGUACCGCAAGACUAUCACUUGAAACUGGAGAUGCGCAGUCAUGCGCCUUACAAGGCCAUGGUAGUGAUUAUGCUUCUAUUGAGAGUUCGACACUUACCAUGCCUCAUAUUUCCAAACUUAUAACAAGCAGUCUUGGAGUUCUUGACUUUGAUCAGUCUGAUUCGAAAGUCAUUGUUGAUGACAUGAGUGUAAAUGCAGCAAUUCCGUUACCAGUAGAGCCUGACCAGGUUGACAUUUAUGCCACUUUGCCAUCUUACGAGAUAUAUUUUCUCAAUAAAGAUCAAUUCACGGUUCCUGUGCAGAUGGAAAACCCUGAGGGCUUGGAUGAAAUGGAGGGAGAGCAAGGCAUGCUGAAUAUGGUGUCUGACCUUCUUGGAAAAUCAGAGUUGAGCGAAGAGGUGGACUCUAGUCACUGCCUUCCAUGGGCCAAAAAACCCCAUGUCCAGUUUUCUGAUAACCAAACAGAGGCAUGUGCGCUGUUGUCAGCAUGGGACAACGCUGUCUCUGAGGGAAGCCUAACAGUGCAAAAUGUUGAACAGGAUCUUGAAUCUGACUCUGAUGUUGUCCCAGAGGAUUUCCAGGCUUCUAUGGGUUUCAUAGCACCCUAUCCUUAUAACCUGUUAUUCACUGAAGGAUCUUGUGUAUGGGACUGGCAGAAUGCUUAUAGUGAACUUGAAUCCUCCAAGAUCUCAGACCUCAAUCCCAAUGCGAAGGCAUGGGCCAAUUACAUGCCUAAACCAGAGGCCUCUGCUCCAACCUGCCCAGAUUCUCAGCAGUCAUGGGUAGAAGCGGCCGAUGACCCAUCAAACUGCAUCUCAGGAGGUUAUAACAACAGUGAAGACAAAGGGAACUGGAAUGAGGAACAGCAUGUAUCUCCAUCUGUAGAGCUGCCCUUUGCAGCGCAGCAAGAAUCCGUGUACAUGGGAAGCUCAGCCAGUGAGAAAGGCAUUGUGUCAAACCAGAACACCAGUAUGAAAGGGGUGGAUGAUUCAGAUUCCUCCAGACAGCUCGAAGACCUUCGGGAACAGUUGAAGGCAACACUGGAGUUCUGCCUUUCUAGGGAGAAUCUAGCCAAUGACAUGUACCUCAUCUCGCAAAUGGACAGUGACCAGUAUGUGCCAAUAGUGACUUUGGCAAACCUUGAUCAAAUCAAGAAACUCACCACUGACGUGGAUCUCAUUGCAGACAUCUUAAAAACGCUGCCUCUUGUCCAAGUGGACAAAUGUGGAGAGAAAGUGCGGCCCAAUCAGAACCGCUGCAUUGUAAUUCUCAGAGAGGUUCCUGAGGCCACUCCUCUGGAGGAAGUUGAAGCGCUCUUUAAGAGCGAUAACUUGCCCAAGUUCAUCAAUUGUGAGUUUGCCUACAAUGACAACUGGUUCAUCACCUUUGAAUCUGAGGCAGAUGCUCAGCUGGCAUAUCAGUAUCUCAGAGAAGAGGUGAAAACUUUUCAAGGGAAACCGAUAAAGGCUAGAAUAAAGGCCAAGGCCAUUGCUGUCAAUACCUUUGUGCCAAAGAAUGGGUAUCGGCCAGUGGAUGUGUCCUCAAAUGUCCAACAGCGCUACACCCCUUAUUAUAUCCCACCUGUGUAUGGAGCGCAGCAACAGUUUCCUCUUUACAGACUUGUGACGCCUCAGGGCUGGUCAGCCACACAGAGCUACCUGGACCCGGCUCUGGUUACUCCAUUUCCCAGUCCUGCGUUCAUUAAUGGCUUCGCUGGUUCUCCGACAUUUAAAUCAGCAACAUCUCCACUAACUGUCCGACCAUAUGCACCACGAAACAGGAACCACAACAAAACACACAUUCGACUCACAACAGACCGUGGAACCACUCUGCUGGAAAACCCUGCUGCUUUCUCUACUUUUCCUUCGGAGAGAGUUCCCAAUGGGACACGUCCUCCACAGGCUCAUCACUUGGGUAGCCGUCCUCGACUACCCAGCGGCCCGGGCUAUCCGCGUCGGGACCAGGUUGGAAGUGGACGAAUGGAAGUGAAUGGAGCCGACUACUCACUCAACGCAGGCCGUGGAAGAAGGGGAGGCUACGGAUACAGGAAAAGAAGAGAUGACAACAAGUUUCCAAGAGCAGCAACACAGUCGCCCCCUCCUGUUCAGGAGCGCACUCCGUCCCCCAGCUUUGAGCUAGGUCUAUCCAGCUUCCCUCCUCUGCCUGGAGCCGCAGGAAAUCUAAAACCUGAAGUAAAAACUGAAAACAGCCUUGACAACCGACUAUCUGACAUUGUCACUGGAGCAGUUAAAGACAAGCCUCUAAAUAAGGAUGUGGUCACCAGCCGUGUGAUCUCAGGGACCCCCAAAGAAUCUGUGCAGACUGCUCCUGCUCCUGCUGCUCAGACCCCAGUGGACCACCAACACUCACCCUCUCCAGCCGCUACAAACCUGACAACUGUAGAAAAACCUAAAGAGACGCAGGCACCUGCAGAGAAAUGCUCCGAGACACCCGCUGCUAAAACCGCACCACUUAGCAAUCCAAUAUCGGAGCCCCGGAAGCCAAGCUACGCAGAGAUCUGUCAGAGGAUAAGGGAGACACCAACACAGCAGCCAUCAGCAGAUCCUCGGCCUCUCAGCUCCACUGCUGAAGACAUCAAGACUGACUCUGCAGAACGCAGAUGCAGAGAAUCAGCGCCCGCACCUGCCAAAUCUGCAGCGACGACUUGUCCCAGAGAGACAGUGAAACCUCAUCAGAGCACCGGAGAACGAGCGAGCAGCGGCGGCACGACAGCUUCCUUCCACCAAUCCUGAGGGCCUCUGCUUUGCUUCCAGGACCGAACGGGAACGAAAACUUUUGUCAGGGUUGCUCAAAGAAAAAAAAGAAAAAAAGAAAAAGAGAGAGUCCCUCUUAUCUCACGGUCUCUGUGAGUGCGCACACAGACAGACAGCUUGUCACUGGAAUCAGGGCCUACAGACAAAAGCACUUGUGCAUAAGGGUUCUCUGAAUAUUUUUGUUGUCCUUUCUAUUGUUUUGAUUUUCAGUUACAAGAUCUUUUGUUGUUUUCCAAGGAAAAUGGGAUUAAUGAACCAGCAUCGGUUGGAGAUUAACUAUUUAAAAACAUUUGUCAGAGCUCACCUUUAUUUUGGGGUUAAAACUUCAAGUAGUGCUGUUGGGAGGAAAUGCAGAUUUUUGGAUAGUGCUGAUCCUGAAACACUUUAUUUUUGUGUGUUUUCUUUUCUUUUUUUUAAACUGAUAUGUAUAUAAUUUGGCUAACUUUGAGUGUCUUGGUGGCGAGGCGAUUCUGAAUUUCGACGGCCCCAUCCAUUAAAGCUGCAUGAGUGAGACUUUCGUGUAAAUCCGUUUCGUUCUGUUUUUACGUUUGGAUGUUCCAGCACUGGAGUGACUCUUUGUUUUUUUUUGUUCGUUUUUUGAGCUCUGAAUUAUUUUUUUACAUGCUAAUCAAAUUGUACUGAUGUGAUAUUGUAGCAGGUGUAUGUAUGCCUGUUCUUGUGUGCAUGCUUUCUUUUUUUACGUUUUCUUCUUUUCUUUUUAACCUUUUAAUGGCACACAUCGGUUUGCUGUAUCAUUUUUCAGUUUUUUUCCCCUACUCGCCUAUAGUUUGGGAAGAAUCCGCUCUGAUGCCUCUUCAUUAGAUUCUGGAAGAUCUUCACACUGCAAAGUCCUCGGUCGCGAGGGUGAAGUGUUCAUGUGCCUAGUCUGCUGUGAUCUCAAUGAUAGAUGGCUUUAUUAUUUGCUUCUUCGCUCCGUUUGUUAUCCCAGUGUGGUGCUACGGUUCGUCACAUGGUUAAUUUGGUGCUUUUAUCUAUAGAAACGAAGGGAAAGACACUGACAUGCACCAACGUUUAACGUAUGACCUCCACAGAUUCGCUUUCAUAUCACCACAACUAUACGAGUGGGAUUGUGUACAUUUUUAUAUAGUGGCGUGUACAUCAAGAGCAAAAAGAUCUGAGCCUUCAGCACACAUGGACCAGCGCUGUUUUGUGGGGGUUCUCCUUUAUGCAGACUUUGCGUUUCAGUGUCACUCUCGGUCAUGCUGUUCAUUAGUUAAGUCCAUUGGUUGAUUGGGCCGAGUGAGACAGUCUAUUUUUUUUUUUUUUUUUUUUUUUUUUUUUUGUUGUUUUUGUUUUGAUGUCUUCCUGCAGCGUGGAGCACGCGCAGAAUGCUUUGAGAUGUUCGUCUUGCCAUAUGUUGUUUAUAUUAUCUUGUAUUUUCCCUGUGAGUUUUUGUUUUUCUGUUCCCUCUGUUAAUCCAAACUUUUAUUUUUUGGACUUUCUGAAUGCAACUGAUAAUUUUUUUUUUUUUUUUUUUUCAUCAAUAAAUAAAACAUACCAUGGGUAAAGUAAUGAAGGUUUAAUUACACAAACCUUUAAUAUGUUAAAAAAAAAAAGAAAGAAAUAAAAUUAAAAAGAAACAUCACAUAUAAAUUAACAGUGUUUGAAAACUUGAAUUUUAUUUAAACUUGAAAAAAAGAGACUCUGCCUUAACUUUUUAGAUGAUUUUUGAGCUUUUGUUUGUUUUUCUUUCAAUUCCCAAAGUGUAGAAAAAAAGGAUGAUGUGGUUGAGGCAUCACGAAGCCUUUGUCACUACAUUUGUGUAGCACAAUACUUUUGGGAUUGAGAUGGGAUUAUUGUUUCGUUUGUUCACCUCUGUGUAAAUGCUUAUAGUCUAAACUGUAGUACAUGUAUACACUCGGAUGUGUGUGCUUUCUCUGUACAGAUGUAAAUAAUUGAAAAAUGUUAAAAUGGUACCCUAAAAUUGGUUAUGAGAAAAUGUAUGAAAAAAAAUAAAUAAAUGUUAAUGAGAAAUUCA